AUGAACCGCUCAAUCCUAGCCGCGCGGCGGUCCCUUGGCUGGGGAGCUUCUCGGAUCUGCUCUGGCGUCGGUGGCCGCGCAUACUCGAAUGGACCCCCCCGUCGAUCAUCCUCGUUCACUGGAGGAUUUUUCUGGGGCACAACCGGCUGCGUGGCAUCAUUUGUCGCUCUGUACAUUGCCGGGCUCGCACCGGGGAGGAAACUGGACGAGAAUCGUCGCCAGCUGAGCGACCUACCUGUCGUCGCGGUGGAUCCUGCUGUAGAUAUCUCGUCACCUGUGAAAGUGCUAGAUCUUGAGGCUGCGAACAAGAAGAUCCGGCAAAGCGUUCACGCAUUCUCGUUCGAGUCUUCGAAGGAUGGCACCACGGGACGUGUUGAUGUGGCUCGCGUGUCGAGCAAUAACCCCGUUGAGGACAACUGGGCGACCGCGCUGGGCAAGGGACCUGGGAAGGAGGACAUGGUGUAUGCUGGGGUCUACGAUGGGCACGCAGGAUGGGCCACGUCUACAGUGCUCAGUCAAGCUCUCAUCCCUCACGUCUCGUCUGCACUCGCCAAGCUGGAUGCCAAGGACGGGUCCGCCAUCGACGACACCGUCAAGGCAGCCUUCAAGGAACUAGACGACAAAAUCAUGAACCACGCAAAGGCAGUGGUAGAGACGCACAAUCCAGGUGACGCUGAAGCCCUGUCAGCCCUGGCCCCCGCCGUAGCUGGGUCAUGCGCCCUGCUGUCAAUGUACGACCCUAGCACAUCCAUUCUGCGUACCGCUGUGGCUGGCGACUCGCGCGCCGUUCUCGGGUCAUGGUCAUCGCGAACGGGUGCGUUUUCCGCCGAGGCUCUGAGCGUGGACCAAAACGGCUUCAAUUCGCUGGAAGUGGCCCGCCUAAACGCCGCCCACCCAGGCGAGGAGGACAUGUUAGACCCCCGCACGGGCCGACUUCUCGGUAUGGCCAUCACGCGGUCUUUUGGUGACCACAGAUGGAAGUACCCGCUCGAUUUCCUCCUCCACCUUGAGGAUAACUUCUUCGACACUGGUCCGCGGCCUAGAUACAAGACGCCGCCUUACAUGACGGCAGAGCCCGAGGUUACUACGCGCCAGAUAUCGACCGAUGACUUUGUCAUCAUGGCUACCGACGGACUGUGGGACCACAUUUCCAACGAGGAUGCCGUGUCGUGCGUCUCGCGCUGGCUGGCGGCCAAGAAGGCAGGUCAACCGGAGAGGGUGGAGAGCCAGGAAGGGUCGAUGAAGAUGAUGGUGGCGCGUGAGGGGUUUGGAAGCUGGCGAGCUACGCCCGAGUACUUCGCCAUCGAGGAUAUGGAUAAUGCCGCCGUAUGCCUGAUCAAGAAUGCUUUUGGUGGGACGAGGAGGAAUCUGUUUCGCGGAGUCAUGACGGAGAUGAGUCCCCGCAGUCGUUAUGUGCGCGACGAUGUUACGGUGCAGAGUCCCAUGGAGCUCACGAAAGCACCCUAUCUAUCAUCUCUCAUUGCCUGUGCGACCAGCGUGCUCGCAGCCGCCGCCAACAUGACAACUCUCCUGGACCAAUUGACAGACUCAUGGAUCAGAAGAGGCGUGGACUUCGGCUUUGGAUACUCUGAGGCAACACUGUACACUGGCGUGGAGGCCUCGAUCGGGCUGUCGUCCAACGCAAGUGUGGUAUCAUGGUACCAGAGCCAGAUUGACGAAGGCGUGGUCAACGACGACGGCACCAUCCGUGACUGGGAAUACGACUUUUACUCCCUCGACGAGUAUCGCAUCGGCAACAACCUGCUAUGGUGGUACGAGCGCACCGACGAAAUCAAGUACAAGACUGCCGCCGAUACGAUUCGCUCCCAGCUGGACCGACACCCGCGUAACCCUUCGGGCGGCUUCUGGCAUCGCGCCCCAGACUACCCGAACCAGAUGUGGCUAGACGGAAUCUUCAUGGCCGACAGCUUCUACGCGAAAUGGACAAGCGCAUUCGAGCCCGAUAACACGACGGCCUGGGACGACAUUGCCCUGCAGUAUGAUCUCAUCGAGGAGCACUGUCGCAACAGCACGUCCGAGUUGCUCGUGCACGGAUACGACGAUAGCAAGGAAGCCGUGUGGGCUGACCCCGUGACGGGAGCGUCGCCGCUGGUCUGGUCAAGGUCUGUGGGAUGGUAUUUCAUCUCCCUAGCCGAGGCACUGGGGUACUUUCCCGAGGACAACGACGCGCAUGCUCGUCUCUUGGGGUACUUUGUCACCCUGGCAGAGGGAUUGAAGAAGGCGUACGAGAAUGAUGGAGGCUGGUGGCUCGUCAUGAGUGAGCCUUAUCCUGGUGAAGAGGGGAACUAUAUCGAGAGCAGUGCCCAUGCCAUGUUUACGUAUGGCCUGUUCCGUGGGAUUCGCCAGGGCCUAAUUGAUGAGGCUGAUUAUGGGAAUGUCGCUGUUGAGGCAUACGAGUACUUGACUGAUAAAUUCAUCACGGCGAAUGAUGAUGGCACGUUGAAUUUCAUCCAAACGGUCGAGGUCGGCUCUCUCAAGAGCAAUGCUACAUAUGAGGUGAGUCAUUCUAUCCAAGAGGGAUAA
This is a messenger RNA of Geosmithia morbida, 2544 nucleotides long. RefSeq lists its product as uncharacterized. The coding region runs from base 1 to 2544 and encodes 847 amino acids. Gene Ontology annotation, molecular function: cation binding. The record is from RefSeq and is a predicted model, not a curated record. Gene Ontology annotation, biological process: carbohydrate metabolic process. The transcript is spliced from 4 exons. Lineage: Eukaryota; Fungi; Ascomycota; Sordariomycetes; Hypocreales; Bionectriaceae.